Molecule: messenger RNA, 1270 nt
Organism: Cucurbitaria berberidis CBS 394.84
Lineage: Eukaryota; Fungi; Ascomycota; Dothideomycetes; Pleosporales; Cucurbitariaceae
Product: Cyanase
Exons: 3
Coding region: 353-973 (206 amino acids)
Molecular function (GO): DNA binding; cyanate hydratase activity
Source: RefSeq, a predicted model, not a curated record
AACACUAAAGAUACCGGUUCCAUCGCUUGCCCCUCAUUACCCCUCAUUUGGCGCUUCUCGAACUGAAACCCCGUCUGCCACACUCCGAUAAACGUCAGCGAAGUUUUGCCGCAAGUGGGACUGCCGCGGAGAUGAUUACCACUUCGUCGAGAGGCCUGGAGCAGUUGAUAGACAUGGUGGUGCCGGGCCGAUGGACCAUAAAAGCGACCGCGCAGUUGAAUGACGUAUGAUAGGUCUCGGGCACUACCAACGGCAGCUUAGAGCUUCUUGAGCUCCUCACCUUAUCUCUAUUAGCAAUACGCAGUGCAAUAGCUGUAAAUAUCCUAUAAUUACCCGCUCCUUUCCUGCAGUUAUGGCCUUUGUUCCUCGUCUUGCUCUCUCUGCUCGAUUGACCUCCCGUGCAAUCGUUCCCGUCGCAUCUUCCAUAGCACGACCUGCAUCAGCCUGUACAGCCUCCCGCUAUCUCCACUCAACUCCUGCUGCCAUGUCGAAAUUCCCCAUUGCUACUCUACAGGAGGAUCUCAUCCCUCGGCUGCCACCAUCCUCGCCAACCCUCUUUGAGGCUAAAAAGAAGAAGAAUCUGUCUUUUGAAGCCAUUGCAAAGCACGUUGGACGCGAUGAGGUUGCAAUUGCCGCAUUGUUUUAUGGCCAAGCAAUGGCGUCUUCCGAAGACAUCAAGAAGCUGUCUGAAGUCCUAGACAUCCCCGCCGAGACGCUCGAGGCGCAACUGUCUGGCUUCCCGGACCGAGGGAGAGCCUUGGAGAUGCCUCCAAAAGACCCGCUCGUGUAUAGGUUCUAUGAGAUUGUGCAAAACUACGGUUAUGCUUACAAGGCUGUGCUGAAUGAGAAGUUUGGCGACGGAAUCAUGAGUGCAAUCAGUUUCAGCACGAAAAUCGAGAAGGAAACAGAUGACAAGGGUGAUUGGGCAAAGAUUACUCUCAGGGGGAAAUGGUUGCCAUAUUCGCGAUUCUAGAGGUUGGAUUCCUACCAAUGCAGUCAUCAAAUAUUCAUCAUCAGCGUUUGGAUCAUAAUUUACGAAACCUGAUGACCGCUGUUCGUGGCUUAUUGCUGUUAUCGAAUUUGAUGUCAAUGACUGUUGGCAUGAAAUCACUAGUUUGAACUAAAUGCUCUCUACGCACAGUUACGUAGUUUUAAAAUUUGUUUUCAUGCCAUCAAGCAUCGUAGCGGAAGCCAAUUUAUGCCGAGCUCAAUCAUAAGGGUGUCCUACGGUGUGUUCAAACGUUUCCCCUGCGUACACUAUCAUUAACGU